UGCUCUCCGCUCUCGGCUGCUGCCCGUGGGCUGUCCCCCGUGUCCCCCGUGUCCCCCGUGUCCCCGCGUGGGCGGCUCCUGCAGGGAGGAGCAGGGGAUGCUCCGCUGUCACCUCGUUGGUGACAAGCAUCGCCUCUGCGCACGGAUGGACUGACCGCCUCUCUCCUGCCCGGCGGGACAUGGCCGAGCGCGGCUCCAGGAUGGCCCCGCCUGGCACGGCUGGGUCCCGGGGGCUGCUGGCACCUGGCCGGGCAGCCAGCUGUGCCCAGCUGCGCAGCAGCACCAGCCAUUGCCCUUGGAAAAUGAACCAGCUUCCCCCGAAGAGUGCUGUGGCAUCCCCGGUGUCAGAGAGCACAAAUUCCAGGGUAGAGGCUUUGGACAACUUGUCAAUGGACAGUUUUUGGCUGGAAGUGGAGAACAUUAAACAGAGCGCCGAAGCCGAGCAGGAGGAAUGCAGCCUUGCAGAUGUCAAAACACAGGAGGAGGGAGAGGCCGAGGCCGAGUGGCUGCAGGACGCGGGGCUGGCCGAGCUCCUCGGGGACCCGGAGGGGGACAAGGACAACCUGGUGCUGCUGUCCACGCUGACCAGGACGCAGGCGGCGGCCGUGCAGCGCCGGCUGGACACCUACUCCCGCUCGCGCCGCAGGAGGAACAAGCACCCCGUGCGCGACGUGCGCGACGUCUUCGCCGUGGGCAGCUCCCAGGACACAGCAGCAGAGAAAGAGGAGUCCAGCCCAGACCCACUGUGGCACAAUCUACGGACUUCAAACACUCAGAGAACAGAAGCCCAGGAUUAUUCCUGCACAGUUCGAAACCCUGGGAAAGAGGAGGUGUUCAACAUGGAUGUUGCCUACUCAGAGCAAGCGGCUGUCCUGCUCAAGGGAUCCUUCCUGUCUGAAUCCAGGAAGUUAAAGGAUGGAAAUGCCCUAACAAGAUUUAAGAUCCCAAAGGGCAGACUAGGAGUGACCAGGAUUGGAGAUCUGUCAGCUCAGGACAUGAAGAAGAUCCCCACACUGGCCCUCAUUGAACUUACAGCUCUCUGUGAUAUUCUGGGCUUUGAGCUGAAGAGAAACAAAGCAGCAAAACUGAAAACAACAGAGAAAAGACUCUUUGGAGUUCCACUCAACACCCUGUUGGAAAAUGACCAAAAGCUGCUGCCCAACACCAAGGUCCCUCUGCUGCUCCAGGCACUGCUGUCCUGCCUGGAGAAGAGGGGACUUGAAACAGAGGGCAUCCUGAGAGUUUCUGGGUCCCAGACCAGAAUUAAGAGCCUGGAGCAGAAGCUGGAAAGGGACUUCUACAGCGGCCUGUUCCGCUGGGAUGAUGUCCACCAGAACGACGUGUCGGGGCUGCUGAAGAGAUUCAUCCGUGAGCUGCCGGCCCCGCUGCUGACAGCAGAGUACCUGCCUGCCUUUGCUGCUGUCCAGAAUAUUCCAGACCUGAAGCAAAGAUUGCAAGCUCUGAACCUCCUGAUCCUGAUUCUGCCAGAGUCCAACAGAAACACUCUGAAGGCCCUGCUUGAGUUUCUCAGCAAGGUGGUUGCCAGGGAAAAAAACAACAAAAUGAACCUCUGGAACGUUUCCACAGUCAUGGCCCCAAACCUCUUCAUGCACAAGGGGCUGCCAAACAAGAUCCCUGAGGGGAAGGAGAAGCAGCUGGCGGAGGGGGCGGCUGAUGUGGUGCGGAUGAUGAUCCAUUACCAGGAUCUGCUCUGGACAGUCUCCUCUUUUCUGGUGGCUCAGGUGAGAAAGCUGAACGAGAGCAACAGCAAAAGGUACCAGUUCUGCGACAAGCGCAUUAAAAAUCUGCUGCGGAAGAUUCACGCUGAUAAAGACAAGGUGGAAAAGAACCAGGGAGAGCCUUCCAAGGUUGUGAAGGUCCACGCAUCACUCCUCCUGAAGGACUCUCUGGAGGUGCACUUGAACAAUGCAACCAGGGUUGCUGAUGUCUUGAGGCAGUUUCAGAAGAACCUGUGCCAGAAUGGCUGGAAUAUUGUUAACACUGUCAACCUCCUCAAGUGUAACAACUCCGCAGAGUGCACAAAUUUGCUCCUGUAUGAAGUGGGAGGCAAUAUUGGUGAACAUUGCCUGGACCCAGACACUUACCUCUUGGACUUGUACCACAUCAACCCUCAUGCUGAGUGGAUAAUUAAGCAAAACCCAUCUUAUCCGCGGAUGUUCUAAGGAAAACACAAGGAAAACAAAGCACUUGGUUGCAGCUUUUGGGAGGUGUGGAAAUAGAGACUUUCCUGUUGUAGUGUCAGAGCAGACACUGCUUGUUUCUUGGAAGGAAAAGCACCUUUAUUAUCUGCUUCCAUGGCACUGGCAGUGAGAGCAGAACAGCCUCUGUGUUAACAGGGGUGCUGGAAACCAACAGCAAUUAUUGUGUAGCAGAGUUUGCAGGGGGAAUGGCUGUUCCUAAACAAAAUAUCCCCCAAAACAAACCCUGAAGGCAAAGCUGCAGUGGUUGUGCAGCAAAGGUGGAACAGAAGAAGAGAAAGAUUAUCUUGAAUAUGGUGGAAAGCAUUUGUGUAUCCUGGAUUUGCUCUUUCUUUUGGAGGAGAGACAGUCAAAUGCUGCAGUGGUACUAAGGACAUCCCUUGGGUAGGGUCCAUGGUUGCCUGUGGCAUGUCACCAGGAGAAUUUAUGAUCCUGGGCUUCAUUAUUAAGCUCCUGUUCUGUUCUUUGAAGAACAAAAAAGGAUGUUUCCAAAAAGGCCAGAUGGGAUGUGACAUCAACACAUUGUGAGUUUCAUGACUGCAGUUAAAUACAUAUAUGCAAUACAAGAAAAUAACUUUCCUUGGAAAAAGGUAUGGAAAAUACAGCAGCCUUUCAGAUGUGCAGUGUGACAGGAAGGUGCCUGUCCCAUGCUGGUAAUGCACACCCAAAUUGCCGUUGAUGAGGGUCAAAAAUGCAUUUAUUUUGAUGGACAACAGACAACACAGGAAAUAUCCUGAAGCUAAUGUGAGGUUGGUAACCUGACCUGGCCACGUGAACUGAACUUCUUUGUGGAAGAUUCUGUGUGAAUGCGUUUGUUCAAAAUCAACAAACCUCCCCUGAGAUGAGAGGUGGCUGAGCUGAGCCCUCACUGCUCUGGCUGCACAUUUCCAUUGCACUCAGCACAGCUGUGGGCUGGACAGGUGAGGGUGGAGCAGAGCACACACCUUGCUGAUGCAUCCUCAUCCUCCUCCUCCUCAUCAUCAUCAUCCAGCCUUGGCUCCAAGAGCACUGUGCCUGUGAGGAGUGCAGAAGUGUUGCUUCCCUUUGUGCUGAUGCUGAAAUUCCUCACGUGAAGGACCCCACAGCGCAGUGUGAGGGGUGAAACACUCAGCCUGGCAGGAAAUGUGGACUCUUUUCUCUAAAUACUGUUUUUAAACACGUUUGGAUAUUUAUUCAUGUGGCAGAAGCAGGGCUGCCCUGCAAGUGUAUACUCAAAGUAUUUCAUUUGCCAAAUCCAGCUGCACUAGUGACAAUCUCCAGUAUUACUUCUUUUGUUAGAGGUGUUUGUUUCCAUUGCAAUCUGAAUUUUUCCUCUUCUCAUUUUUUCCCCCAGGAUGAAGUGUAGCAUUCCUUAUUCAUUAUCUCAAGCUCCUAGAUUCUGUUGUAAAUGUGCUUCACCCUGUGAUUGUUCUGUCUGUGUGGUUAAAUCCUCUUGGUGGUUAAGAUCCUUGAGGAACAGGUGAGCCACAGUCCAUAUUCUUUCUAGCUUUUUGUGAAUUCUGUGUGAGUGGUGCAGAUACCUUGAAAUUAUUCAUAUAUUAGAGAGUCUGUCUAUUCUUUUUGGUUGAGAUGAUGCAGAUGCAUUGACUGGCUGGAUCACCUUCAUAGAUGUCUUCUUAAGAACCUGUAAUAGAACCUCCCAACCCUCACUCAGGUGUCAACAAUUCUUGAGAUGCCUCUUUCAUAGGGCUUAAAUAGUGCCUGAAAGAGCCUGAUUCUUUUCCUUGAGAAUGAGUGAUUUAUGUUUCUCUGGAAAGAUCAAGCUGCUUCAAACUGGGGCUUCAAAACCAAAGGUACCUAAUUCAGCAUCGCUUCGGGAAUUCCUUGUGGCAGUGAUGGAGCAAAGAUGGCAAAGAGGAAAUGCCAGAGAUGUGAUACCCUGAGAAGAACCCAAAUCAUAAAGGUAUCACUGUGAGCUCAAAGUUCCUUUGCAAGCUGAAUUGCACUCUGCAAAACACACAAUGCUGCAUUUUUUCUACCCCUCAUAUGCUGGUAUAUUAAAUAUUCUGUCCAUGUGUAUUGAGGGGCCAUGACUGCAUCACUGCUGCUGUGAACUACAAAUGAGUGGGGUUUUUUGAACACCAAACAAUGUGAAUCAGUGCUGUGAAAAAUAAAGUUAAUGGGAGACUCUCAUGAGACAAAUAUCAGGUUUAAAUAUGAAAGGAAAUGUAAAAAAAAAUAAAUAAAACAAAACAGCUCUUUCCAGAUUAUGGAUAUGCUUUUAAAAUUCUUUUUCCUAUCUUUGUAUCAAAAAGUAAGUGUAAAUUUUUCAGUCAGUGAUUUCAGUCACUCCUGAAGGAUGGCUUUUAAUACCUUUUAUUUUUUACGAGUUUUUAAUUCUGUAUUUAAAUUCCAUUUAUUCAGUGAAACAAUAAAAAUACAGUAAAAUC
Molecule: messenger RNA, 4609 nt
Organism: Taeniopygia guttata (zebra finch)
Lineage: Eukaryota; Metazoa; Chordata; Aves; Passeriformes; Estrildidae
Gene: ARHGAP40
Product: Rho GTPase activating protein 40
Biological process (GO): signal transduction; regulation of actin filament polymerization; regulation of small GTPase mediated signal transduction
Cellular component (GO): cytoplasm
Molecular function (GO): GTPase activator activity
Source: RefSeq, a predicted model, not a curated record